AUGGAUUUCCAGACCUUCGUGCGCUCGCUCGCGCAUGACCCGAAACCCGCGCAUUCAUUCAAGCCGACCGGCGGCGGGGAAGGCGGAGAGGCGCGCGGAGGCGCGCAGCAGGUGCGCGGAGGAGAGGCUGCCGGCGCAGCAGCGCAGACGGCGCAAAAUUCGUUCUUUACUAGGCUAGAAGUCCCCGCAGAUAGAGAUUUCUCCGCAGCGGCAAGCCUUGCAGCUCCCGCCGAUGCUUCCCACGCGGGGCUCUCGCGCGGGAGCGCCGGUAGCCGUUCCGCUGGCGUCGGAUCGCACUGGGGCCUGGCGCGUUCCGCGUCAGACGCGCUGCAUCAGAUGUUUGGGGGCUCCGUGGGUGCUGCAGGGGGAAGCGCUGCGGGUGGCGGGGGGGUAAACGCUGCGGACAGCGGGAGGGAAUUGGGAGAAGCCAGUGGGGGAAGUCAGCGGAGAGCCGCGUGGAGGAACCACGGGGCUGGCGGAAGGGGAAGCGGGGAUUCAGAUGGGAGAAGCGCAAGUUCAGGGGGGAUUGUUUUUCUGCCACUGAACCAGACUCCGAACCGAAAUCCCCAGGGACCUUCAUAUUCGCGCCAGCGGAGCUUUUCCGCCAGUGGCGCAGCUUUUUCCGCCAUCUCUUCCGCCAGCCCUUCCGCCAGCCCCUCCGCCAGCCCCUAUGCUAGCCCCUGCGCGGGUCCUUACGCUGGUCCUGCUGCUUCCGCGACCGCCCCUUCCUCCUCCGCCUCCCCCUAUGGCGGAGGGCUGGGUGGUUCAGGCGGAGGGUUGGGGCCCACCGGGGGAGGGCUGGGGGGCUCAGGCGGAAAGGGCGCAAGUUCCGCGGGACCGAAGGCAGCGCCUCCGUUGCCUUUAUCGAGGUCCGCUGUAGCGAGGUUUAGGCUUCCGCGGAUGGCGUCAGAGAGCGGGCGAAGGCACAGGGCAUGGCAGGCGGACCUGGAGGAGGAUGAUGGGGAGCCGCUGGAGGGGGAGGUGGUACCUGAUCCGGUGGGAUCUGAGGCAGGUGUAGCUGGGAAUAGUUUCAAUGGGGUGAAUUACGGUGGGGUGAGUUCUGGUGGGGAAAGUUUCAAUGGGGCGAAUUACGACGCUGGGCAGUGGGGCGGGGGAGGGAGGUUGGGUUCGGGAGGAGGCGCGGACGGGGUCAAGAGCCAGUCAACACGGUCAAUGCAGUCAAUACGGUUUGGAUCCUGGGGCUCGCCAGCCGCAGCAAGGGGAGGAGCAACAGCAGGAGGGGGACGAGCGGGCGGCAGGGUGGGCAGCAGAGCGGGCGCCAGGGCUGGUACGGGAUUUAUGAUGCGGUCGGCAUCGCUCGGCAAUGCUGGGGCUUUCAUGGGGCAGCUGGAGGGGGACGACGUGGACGCUGACCUGGAUGGAGGUGUAGCUGACUCAGAUGGGGGCUUAGCUGGGGGUGUGGAGGCUGGGCUAGGUCAGGAGUGGAAGACGAGUGGCACGGGGAGUGUAGCAAUGGACGAUGGUGUUACCACAGGUGCUGUAGGGCCCAGGGCUGCUAGCUCUUCCGCCUCAGCAGCUGGGGUAAGUAGUGACCUGCUGGGCAGCCGGGCAUCAGGAGCAGCAGCAGCAGCAGCAGCAGCACCGCCGUCCUCUUCAGUGCAAUUCUUAUCAGGAUCAGGAGAAAAUGAGGAAGAGAAUGAUGAGGGGCUGGCGCCUGGUGCUGUCCCUGGUGCUGCCCCUGGUGCCUCUAGACGGGCCGGUUACGGGAGUAACAGUGGUCGUGGCGGUGGUGGCUCUGCUGCUGCUAAUGGUGCUGCUGCUGGCAGUGGGCGUGGCCGGGGUAACCCGAACUCUAUUCCGGGUAACCGCCGACUGCUGCGGCGGCACACAGACGACCCGACACAGCUGAACCACAUACAGACACCCGAUGCCCUCUCGUCCUUUCCUGCUGUGCCGUCCCGCCUUGGUCCCGGAAAUUUCCAGCGUACGUCGUCCUCGGCUUACCAACGCCCUUCCUCUGCCGCCCAGCGACCUUCAGCUGCCGCCCAGCAGUCUUCUUCUGCCGCCCAGCGACCCUCCUCUGCCGCCCAGCGACCCUCCUCUGCCGCCCAGCGACCCUCCUCUGCCGCCCAGCGACCCUCCUCUGCCGCCCAGCGACCCUCCUCUGCCGCCCAACGGUCCUCUCUGUCCUCUUCUGGUUGGCAGCAGCAAUUUAGAGACCAAGAGCCGAUGGGGGAAAUGCAGGGGCAGGCACAGGGGCAGAUGCAGGAACUGAUGCACCCCAUACAAGCAGUGGUGCAUGCUCCCACCUGCCCUGUUCAAACACUAGUGCAGCCUGCGCCUGCCAGCCCUCCCCAGAGCAUAUAUGGGCCGUUUGACAUGCACCACUUGCCUGAACAUGCUCCCCUGCACUCUCCCCUGCAUUCCCCCUUGCGCUCUCCACACACGCUCGCUCAAUCCCCCCAUUCGCCCCUUCAUUCUCCCCGUGCGCCCAUGCACUCCCCCCACGCGCCCAUGCAGUCCCCCCAUUCGCCCAUGCACUCCCCACGUGCUGCCCCACUCUCCCCCAAUGCGCCCAUGCAGUCCCCCCAUGCGCCCAUGCACUCCCCACGUGCUGCCCCACUCUCCCCCAAUGCGCCCAUGCACUCCCCCCAUGCGCCCAUGCACUCCCCACAUGCUGCCCCACUCUCCCCCAAUGCGCCCAUGCACUCCCCACAUGCUGCCCCACACUCCCCCCACGCUCCUAUGCACUCCCCCAACAGUCUCACCCACGGCCCCCAUUCCCCUCUACGGUCCCCCACACAGGGACUGCACGCCCCCCAUUCCCCCCUUCACUCCCCCCAUGCGCACUCCCCAUCCCAUCCCACAGUCCCCCCCCACUCCCCACUGCGCUCUCCCCACACAGCCCCUCCAUAUAACCAGCAACCGCCUCUCUCCCCCACGUUCUUUUCCCCCAAUUCCUUUUCCCCCAACUCCACUGAUCCGGAGGCUCGGGAAGUCGCUGAGGCUGACCAGCCGGUUUGGAAGCUUGGUGCGGCAGAGGAAAGCACACCCACACCUGCAUUGGGCGGUGGAAGCGAGAGUAUUGUGACUGUAUUGGACUGUGACAGUGGCGACAUGUUUUCAUUUGAGCAGGAGAGGCAGGAGGUGCCUGGUGGGGGGGUGAGCGUGCGUGCACGGGAGGUGAUGCAGGCAGUGAUUGUGGGUGGAGGGUUGGCCGGCCUCGCAUUGGCUAUCGGCCUCCGGAACAUUGGGAUUGACGCGCAGGUGUAUGAGGCGCGGAAGGAGGUGGGAGGAGGAGAGGGCACCAUCAUCUCUCUCUUCCCAAACGGACUCAGGGCACUCAACCGAAUCGACCCUGUCAUUCUGAUUCGUCUAGGUGUCACGGACCCGAAGAGUUUCCUCCUCUCCCCUACCGGUGACGUCAUCGCCCCAUGGGGUUACAGUGCCACCAUGACCGCCCGCUUCGGCCUGCCCAUGCUCUCCAUCCGCUGGCGCGACGUGCUCGACGUGCUGCGCGGAAUGCUGCCAAACGACGCCGUCCACACCGGCCACCGGCUCGUGAAGGUCACUCAGAGGGAGGAGGAGGAUGGAAGGAAUGGGGAGGAGUCCGGUGCGGUGGAGAGGGAUGGCGUGGCGGAGGGGGGAGGCAUGGUGGAGUGCUUUUUCAGUACUGUUUCGUGUGGCAACGAGCAUCUCGUGCGCGUGGAGACCCCUCUGCUGCUGGGGGCGGACGGCAUUCACUCGGAGGCACGGAAGCAGCUGCUGGGGGAGGGAGUGAGUCCGCGGGACAACGGCAGAACCAUCUGGAGGGCCAUCAUCGACAGUGCUCUCUGCCCCCACCCCCUCCUCAAGCCGCGUCACAUCCUGGCCAUGGUGGGACCCGGCCGCACAGCCACAAUUUCUGAUGCCGCAGCAGGCAGGCUCUACUGGGCCUUCACGCUCGUUGAUUCCGCCGAUCCGACGGUCAGCAGCGCGCGGUCCAGCGGGGGGGAGGAGGCGAAGGGGAAGAUCUUGCGGGCGUUUGAGGGGUGGGAUGCGGUGACUCAGCUGGCCAAGGCCACUCCCCCCGACCUCAUUCUCGAACGCCGCGUGCUCGACCUCCCGCCCCUGCCCUUCUGGGUCCACGGGAGGGCGGCUCUCCUCGGAGAUGCGGCGCAUGCAGUGACGCCAGCGCUGGGGCAGGGCGCCAAUCUGGCGUUUGAGGAUGCGGCUCAGCUGGUGGAGUGCCUCCGGGCAAACUCGUUUGUCAGUGACGCCUUACGCUCCUUCCAGUCCAUCCGCAUGCCGCGUGUGCAAGCCGUGGUCUCACAGAACGUCGCAUCCUCCAGGAAAAUCUACGAGGAUAAAGAAGGAGGCACAGAGAGAGAGAGCAGCAAGGGAACUGAAGCAGCAGCGGCAGGUGCAAUGCCGGCAGGAAAGGGAGGGGGAGAAGAGUCUGAGUUCUAUGAGUAUUUGUACUCCUAUGACACACUUCCUCUUGAGGUGUCUUGA
Molecule: messenger RNA, 4455 nt
Organism: Closterium sp. Yama58-4
Lineage: Eukaryota; Viridiplantae; Streptophyta; Zygnematophyceae; Desmidiales; Closteriaceae
Source: the annotation of a GenBank genome assembly